AUGAGCGCAGCGUUCAGUCCUUCGUCCUUCAUGGUGAUGCAGCGGCCACUCGGAAGCUCCACCGCCUUCAGCAUUGACUCUCUGAUCGGGGGGCCCCCGCAGCCCAGCCCGGGACACUUCGUCUACACCGGCUACCCCAUGUUCAUGCCGUACCGGUCCGUGGUGCUGCAGCCUCCACCCCCUCCGCCCCCGGCCCUGCAGCAGGCUCUCCCCGCCGGACACCACGCGCACCCGCAGAUCCCGAGCCUGCAGAGCGGCUUCUGCUCCAGCCUGGCGCAGGGCCUGACGCAGGGGAUGGCGCUCACCUCCACGCUCAUGGCGUCGCUGCCCGGCGGCUUCUCCCCGUCCCAGCAGCACCAGGAGGCGGCCCGGAAGUUCGGCUCUCAGGCUCUGCACGCGGUCUUUGACAAAACUCAGGACCUGAGGCUGGAGGAGGACGGCAAGAGCUACCUGCAGGGGAAGGAGUCCGCGGGGCUGCAGGCUUUCCACGACACGGACACGUCGGUGCAAACGUCCACAGGUAGGAGGGGGUCACCAAGGCUGUUCAACCCCGAACACGGCUCCGGGUCCGGGCUGUGCGCGCGGAGCGUUUAGACCGGAUAAAAUCAGAUCAACCGGAUAAACCAGAAAACCGAAACCCUCAGAAAAAAAAAACAAACAAAAAAAAAAAAAAACAGAAAAUAAAUAAAAUAAAGUGGAGUUUAGAUUGGUUUGAAUUGUCUGACAUGUUUCAUCUUCUGAUUUUAUUUGAUAAUCUCUUAAGUAAAUGAAGAAGAAGAGGCCUCCGAGGACUCUCUUAAGGUCUUUACUCUGUCUGAGAAUCCAGGAGUUUGAUUUUUAUUGAGUUAAUUAACAAAUAAUUAAUCAAAAAUAAAUAUAAAAGAACUUUAAACAGGAGAAUUUGGUUCUUAGCGUUUGUAAAGUUUCGUUCAGAGUUUAAAGUUGAAGUAUUUUUAUGACACUGAGUCUUCAAGUCUUCUUCUGACUCUAUAAUUCUGAUGAAUUUAAACGAACCGAAAUAUAAAGAUUAAUUCAUUCUGAUCAGAAAUCUUCGCUUUAAUCGUCUUUCCCUGAAUCUCAGGUCCAGGUUUUUCUUCAGAGGAUCAGGAACAUGUCUGAGGCCUCUCUUUCAGUUUGGAGAGGAUUUGAAGUCUCUGACCUCCACAAUUCUUCUGAACCUUAAAUCUGAUUUAUUCUGAUUUAUUUUGAGUCAAUUUCACUUUUACAUUUUUGGUUUUAUGAAAAUCACAUUUGUUUUGUCAGUUUGGAGAGCUGUGCGCAUCUCUUCAUCAUCUUUCUCUCUCUUUCUGUCGUUUUUAUUGACUCCUCUUAUCAAACUCAAAUUUCUUUCCUCCAUUAUUUCUUAUUUCUAAAUGAUUCCGACGUGUUUCCGGCCGUUUCUCACGCGGACAGGCUGGAUCUGAGCGGCCCGCGCGGAGACGCUCCGUGCGUAAUUACGCGUGACAAACAAAAAUCCCUGCACCGCGCGCGCUCUCCACGCUGAUCCGAACACAGAUCCGAUGAUGGAUAUUGACACGGGACAGGACCACGACCCCCCCAAACACCCCUCACCUCCUCCUCCUCCUCACCCCUCUGAAUGUCAGAACUCCAGAUCACCAACAUCUGUCAGUCAAAGUCCCUCCACUCAGAUUCAGCUUCAAACCCGGAUUUCAAAAUCUGUUUUUAACUCUAAAUUUAUUUAUUCCUGAAAAAAAUAAUAUUUUUUUAAUAUUUAGAGGGAACACUCUCUCUUUUUGUCCAGCGGGAAAAUUUGGAAAUGAAUCCGGUUUCACAGAGAAAUUAGAGUUCAUGAGUUUGGUCUUAUCAGAUGAUUUUAAAUUAAAGGGAAUUCAGAUUUUGGACAGAAAUUAUCAGAUGAUUUCACGCAGAAUUAUUCAUGAAUUCAGGGUCAAAUUUAAACAUUUCUUUGAGUUCAAGUAUUUAAAUGGAUUGUUGUUGUUUUUUGUUUCUGUUAUUAGAUUUCUGAAAAUGUGUUUGACUUUCCUAAACUAAUAAAGUUUAAAGUGAUGAAGGAUCUGACCUCCUCCUCCUCUUCCUCACAGGCAGAGCUCACAGUAAAGACGACCAGAAGGAGGACGACUGUGUCCGGAAAGAUGAGAGCUUCUCCAUGGACAGUGACCUGGACUACAGCUCGGAUGAGAACCUCACCUCCAUGUGCCACAAGGAGGACGGGGACGGCGGAGGGCUGGAGGACGGCCCGCACGUGCACGGCUCCGGCAGCGGGGGUUCCGGGGCGGGAGGAGGCGGAGGGGGAGGCGGGAAGAACCGGCGGCGGAGGACGGCGUUCACCAGCGAGCAGCUGCUGGAGCUGGAGAAGGAGUUCCACUGCAAGAAGUACCUGUCGUUAACCGAGCGCUCCCAGAUCGCGCAUGCGCUGAAGCUGAGCGAGGUGCAGGUGAAGAUCUGGUUCCAGAACCGGCGCGCCAAGUGGAAACGGGUCAAGGCCGGAAACGUCAACAACAAAUCCGGGGAGCCGUCCCGGAACCCCAAAAUUGUGGUUCCGAUCCCGGUGCACGUGAGCCGCUUCGCGAUCAGGAGUCAGCACCAGCAGAUGGAGCAGGCCAGACCGUAG
Molecule: messenger RNA, 2593 nt
Organism: Xyrichtys novacula (pearly razorfish)
Lineage: Eukaryota; Metazoa; Chordata; Actinopteri; Labriformes; Labridae
Source: the annotation of a GenBank genome assembly